CUAUGUUUAAAAAACAUUCUCAGCUUCUUGAUGAAAAAGCAAUUACAAAAGAACUGAAUUACACUGAGUUGGGGUGUACAAAACAGCAUCCACUCUUGAAAGACAAAGUCUGGAGCUGUUGCCCAAAGGAUUGGAAGCUAUUUAGUUCCCACUGCUACUUCAUUUCCACUGACUCAGCAUCUUGGAGUGAGAGUGAGGAGAAGUGCUCCAGUAUGGGUGCUCAUCUGAUGGUGAUCCACAGCCAGGAAGAGCAGGAUUUCAUCACCAAGAUCCUGGAUCCUAAAGCUGCUUAUUAUAUUGGUCUUUUGGAUGCAGGUCACCGACAGUGGCGCUGGGUUGAUCAGACACCAUACAAUGAAAGUGCCACGUUCUGGCACCUGGGUGAGCCCAACAAUAACAGAGAAAAAUGUGUUAUAAUAAAUCAUCGAGAUUCUGGUUGGGGCUGGGCUGACAUCCCUUGCAGUGAUAAACAGAAGUCAGUUUGCCAGAUGAAGAAAAUAUACUUAUGAAUCAAGCAUUCUCCAUAGACAUGGGCUUGCAUUUUUAUCUAGCAUUACACAGACACCUGGAAAAACCUUCUUGUGGAAGAGAUGUCCACAGAAAUUUAGG
Peromyscus maniculatus bairdii (prairie deer mouse) is the source of this 609-nucleotide messenger RNA. The record is from RefSeq and is a predicted model, not a curated record. NCBI's taxonomy places the organism in Eukaryota, Metazoa, Chordata, Mammalia, Rodentia, Cricetidae.